Biomphalaria glabrata is the source of this 860-nucleotide messenger RNA. RefSeq names its product temptin-like. The transcript is spliced from 4 exons. The coding region runs from base 178 to 519 and encodes 113 amino acids. NCBI's taxonomy places the organism in Eukaryota, Metazoa, Mollusca, Gastropoda, Planorbidae. The record is from RefSeq and is a predicted model, not a curated record.
CAAUCGACGCACUGCAGUCUCCCAUUAUAUAAACAAGUCACUGAAGCGAGAUUUCACAUCUCAAAGUAUCAUUGCAACAAACAUUUUUCUUCCUUAUAAAGUUUUAAAUACAAUAUAGAUCUAUUAACAAUCUGAAGGAUAUAGUAGUUUGUAUAGAUAAUAAAAAUUGCAACAAAUAUGGGAGUUUUGAAGUUCACACUGCUGUCGUUGAUGUUACUGACUGUGGUUAAUGGGUUCCCCGACUAUCAAAACCUUAUUCCCAAUGGCUUUCGAGUUUUCGAUGUGUUUGGACCAUGGCCUGGAGUUGGACACAUUAACAGGCGCGGAGGUGGACAACUGAAUCCAUUUGGCAAUGAUUUUAAAAACAACAAUUUCAGAUGGACCAGGCGGUUAUGUCUCAGAGAUUCGGACGGCGACGGUCUUUCCAAUGGAAGAGAACUUGGAGACCCCAACUGUGUCUGGAUAGUAGGUCAACCUAGCCCACCUGGGCCAGUUACUCACCCUGGCUUUAGAGAUUAGAAAGUCGACACUGCAAUUUCUAAAACAAUGGAUGUGUAAACAUGGAGCUUGGACAAUCUCUUCAACAAUAAUUAUACUCAAUAUAUUGUUAGAAGAAUAGUUUAAACUACUAUACUAAUAUACAUCGUAUUUGAAUAGUUUCUGUAUGUGUAUUAUUUUCUAUAAUUCGCAUGUUUAUGAUAGAAUAUUCUCAUGUUAUCGUUUUGUAAUGACAUAUGUUAUUCAUACCCAUUGUGCAUUUUCCUUAUAUAGUCCAUGGUUGUGACAUUUUAAGAUCUAACAAAAUAGGUGACAGCUUUUUAAAUGACUCAAAAAUAUAAUGUCACUAGUUUUUUUUUAAA